AUUAUGUGUUUUAAAUUAAGAAAAGCAAUACUUGGGCAAGUCCUUGUCUUCAUAAGUUCCGGAGAAAAGACGCACUGCUUCAAACGCACUGUCUGAUUAUCUUUUUACAGUAGUGUAUGUCGAUGAGUGCUUUAAAGCAAGCCUGCCCAAACGUACUGUAGAAUGUUGAUAUAUAAUAACGGAGGUAUCAGUGGUCCACGGAUACAGUUGUUCAUAUUCAUCCGUCUCUCACUUCUUCAUGGAGUCAUAUCUGAAACCAGUAGGGCACGGGAUAUAAUGACCAAAUAUCCACUAAUUGAUGGACACAAUGACUUGGCUUUGCGUCUGAGGAUACAUUAUAACAACAACCUGAGACUGUUUGAUUCACACAACAUUCCUCGUGUAGCUACAGAUAUCAGUCGCCUCACUGCUGGUCAUGUAGGAGGACAGGUCUUUGCAGCAUACGUGUUGUGUACAGCUCAAGACAAGGAUGCGGUCAGACUGACCUUGGAACAGAUUGAUGUUAUUCGUCGUCUAUGUACUGAAAACAAAGAACUGGAACUGGUUACCACAGCUGAAGGAAUGAAGAAGACCAGUGGAAAAAUUGCCUGUCUAAUCAGUGUGGAGGGAGGUCACACCAUCGACAGCAGUUUACCAGCACUACGCAUGUUCUACCAGCUUGGAGUAAGAUCCAUGGCCCUUACACACACUUGCAACACACCAUGGGCUGAGAGCUCAUCUAAACUGUACCAAUUUUACCAGCGAAAGAACAAUAGCCUGACAGAAUUUGGUAAGGCUGUGGUUUCUGAAAUGAACAGGUUGGGAAUGCUGGUUGAUUUGUCACAUAGUUCCUGGGAAACAGCCAGAGCAGUAUUGAAGCAUUCUGCAGCCCCAGUUAUUUUCAGCCACUCCUCAGCAUAUGCUGUCUGUAACAACAUUCGCAAUGUACCUGACGACCUGCUAAUGCUGCUUAAAACAAAUGGCGGGCUUAUCAUGGUGAACUUCUACAGCAGUUUUGUAGCAUGUUCAAAUGAGGCAAAUGUCUCUAUGGUGGCUGAUCAUUUUGACCAUAUAAAGCGGGUAAUUGGAGCUGAAAGCAUUGGGAUUGGAGCAGACUUUGAUGGUGCUCUUGGAUUUCCUAGAGACCUGGAUGAUGUCUCUAAAUAUCCAGCUCUUAUUAGCGAACUGAUAUCAAGGAACUGGACUGAGGAAGAAUUGGCCGGAGUUUUACGACUGAACUUUCUUAGAGUGUUUGAAAAGGUUGAGAAGGUACGUGAUAAUAUGAAUAACACUUCACCAAUUGAAGUAGAAAUCCCAUUUCUGGAGGCAAACAACAGCUGUCGUGUGAUACUGGCCCCUCCAGUCAGGACCGAGAGUAGCCGAAACACAAAAUCUCCUUUGCUGCCUGUAAGUGCUUUAGCCUGGUUUAUUCCACUUUUUGUGCAGGUAUUUUUAUAUUAAAUCAAUACAUCAUCCAGGAAUACAGGUAUACAAGUACAAUCAGACUAGAAUUUGUCUUGCCUUGACCUACUGUAAAUCUCAGCAAGACCAGGGUUGAAAUAAGAGUAAAUUAAUUUGGUCUAGUAACAAACUUCUAUAUUUGUAUAACUAAAUUAAAAUAUUUAUGUUCCUUCAA
Misgurnus anguillicaudatus (oriental weatherfish) is the source of this 1615-nucleotide messenger RNA. It is a transcript of the gene dpep2, whose product is annotated as dipeptidase 2. Gene Ontology annotation, biological process: proteolysis. Gene Ontology annotation, molecular function: metallodipeptidase activity. NCBI's taxonomy places the organism in Eukaryota, Metazoa, Chordata, Actinopteri, Cypriniformes, Cobitidae. The record is from RefSeq and is a predicted model, not a curated record.